GAGUUUCUUCACCGCAUAACCUCACAGAACUGAAGAAAACCAUCAUUUCUAGAACGCCCUCUUUUUAAGGUAGAACUUUAGACUUCAUAGCACUGAAUUAACCUGCACUGAAAGCUGUUUACCUGCAGUUACUCACUUUUGUUGAAAGUGACCAUGUCUCAAGUUCAAGUGCAAGUUCAGAACCCAUCUGCCACUCUCUCAGGGAGCCAAAUACUGAACAAGAACCAGUCUCUUCUCUCCCAGCCUUUGAUGGGUAUUCCUCCUCCUGCUAGCUCUCUACCCUCUGAGAAUGCAGGUAGACCUAUCCAAAUUUCUGCUUUACCCUCUGCAUCUGUUACAUCCACCAGUGCAGCUGCAGAAAGUGUAACCCCUACUGUAGAACUAAAUGCGCUGUGCAUGAAACUUGGAAAAAAACCAAUGUAUAAGCCUGUUGAUCCUUACUCUCGGAUGCAGUCCACCUACAAUUACAACAUGAGAGGAGGUGCUUACCCCCCGAGGUACUUUUAUCCAUUUCCAGUUCCACCUUUGCUUUAUCAAGUUGAACUUUCUGUGGGAGGACAGCAAUUUAACGGGAAAGGAAAGACUAGACAGGCCGCGAAACAUGACGCUGCUGCAAAAGCCUUGAGAAUCCUGCAGAAUGAGACCCCACCAGAGAGGCUGGAGGUGAAUGGAAGAGAAUCAGAAGAAGAAAAUCUCAAUAAAUCUGAAAUAAGUCAAGUGUUCGAGAUUGCACUUAAACGGAACUUACCUGUGAAUUUUGAGUCUUUCCCUCUGAAACAGGUGGCCCGGGAGAGUGGCCCACCCCACAUGAAGAACUUCGUGACCAAGGUUUCCGUUGGGGAGUUUGUCGGGGAAGGUGAAGGGAAGAGCAAGAAGAUUUCCAAGAAGAACGCGGCAAUAGCUGUCCUUGAGGAGCUGAAGAAGCUGCCACCCUUGCCUGCAGUUGAGCGGGUGAAGCCCAGAAUCAAAAAGAAAACAAAACCCAUAGUCAAGCCACAGACAAGCCCCGAGUAUGGCCAGGGCAUCAACCCGAUCAGCAGACUGGCCCAGAUCCAGCAGGCGAAGAAGGAGAAGGAGCCAGAGUACCUGCUCCUCACAGAGCGAGGCCUCCCACGCCGCAGGGAGUUCGUGAUGCAGGUGAAGGUUGGAAACCACACUGCAGAAGGAGUGGGCACCAAUAAGAAGGUAGCCAAGCGCAACGCGGCUGAGAACAUGCUGGAGAUCCUUGGCUUCAAAGUCCCACAGGCACAGCCUGCCAAACCAGCGCUCAAGUCAGAGGAAAAGACACCCAUAAAGAAACCUGGGGAUGGAAGAAAAGUAACCUUUUUUGAACCUGGCUCUGGGGAUGAAAACGGGACUAGUGAUAGAGAGGAUGAGUUCAGGAUGCCUUGUCUAAGUCAUCAGCAACUGCCUGCUGGAAUUCUCCCAAUGGUGCCCGAGGUCGCCCAGGCUGUAGGAGUCAGUCAAGGACAUCACGCCAAAGAUUUCACCCGGGCAGCCCCGAACCCUGCCAAGGCCACGGUGACUGCCAUGAUAGCCCGAGAGCUGUUGUAUGGGGGCACCUCGCCCACAGCCGAGACCAUCGCAAGGAGCAGCGUCUCUUCGGGCCACGCACCCCAUGGACCUCUCACGAGACCCUCUGAGCAGCUGGACUAUCUUACCAGAGUCCAGGGAUUCCAGGUUGAAUACAAAGACUUCCCCAAAAACAACAAGAAUGAAUUUGUAUCCCUCAUCAAUUGCUCCUCUCAGCCACCUCUGAUCAGCCACGGUAUCGGCAAGGAUCUUCAGUCCUGCCACGACAUGGCUGCUCUGAAUAUUUUAAAGUUGCUGUCUGAGUUGGACCAACAAAGUACAGAGAUGCCAAGAACAGGAAACGGACCAAUGUCUGUGUGUGGGAGGUGCUGAACCUUUUCUGGCCAUGAACCAUUAUAAAAUCCCAAAAUAUAUACUGAAAAUACUGAAACUGCUUUGAAAAUUUGGAAUUUCUGAUACCUCCAGUGGGCCGAGACACAGUGGGUGAAGAACGUGGGCGGUGGUGGUGAAGACGACAGAGACACGAGGAGGUGACUGUGACCGAGCCGGACCAUGCUGGGGUUUGUUGUGACAGCCGCUCGUGAACCAGCGGUCCCCACACAGAAACAACUGCCCUUGGGGAAGGAAGGGCCUGCCUGGCUGGCUGGCUCCAUCAGGAAACCAGCAGAUUGUGCCCUGGACUCCGCAGUGCUUGAUAUUGUUCUUUUUUUUUUUUCUGUGUGAGAGAAGAAACAGAAAGCAUGACCCCUUCUGAAACUGGCUCGCUCCAACGCUUUGGGACAAACCCUGGUCAGCCACGCCAGAGAGAGGCCUUACAUCGGCCCCAGAGCUAAAAGCACCAGAGAAAAUCAGAUGCUUCCUGCUCAGCGCAACCGAACUUUCCUAGCGUGCUGUGGCCCCACAUCUCCUGUCGUCCCACGCCAUAACCACUGCUUCCUCCAACAGUAAUAUGUAUUCUUAGUUUCAUUCUUUUCUUUUGAUUGAUAUGACACUAUAUAAAAUCUUCAUUUGAGAGUUUCUCAAUUGUAUCUAGUUAUAUAGCACAGUUUGGAAACUUGUCUGAGACUGACUUUAUCAGUAAUCUAACCGGCAAAGAUCAUAUCCAUGUGUAUGUGGUUGUAUGUUUUUAUUUCAUUGGACUAACCCAGGACCAUUUCAGUGAUGCAAAUUGUGUGCCCUCUGGUUCGGCUGAAACAGUCCUGGACUUCUCAGAAACCUUGAUGAAGUCUCCCAUAGUUGUAUAAAUUGGACACUUUAGGCAGUUUAAACUUUAGAUGGUCAUUUGGUUCCUUUUCUAUUUUAUUUCUAUUUUUGUUAAUACAAACAGGACUUAAAACAAAUGAACUUUGAUCUUUGUUUUAAAGAUUAUGAAAAAUUUGUGUCUAUACAUAUGGCUCCUGAGGAUGGAGCUUUCCCUGCACUACAGGAUAUGAUCUCCGUGUCGUCCAUAUAAACCUGCAGAUUGAUUUUCCUUGAGUGCUUAUACCGUUAAUUACAUCUCCAUGUAGGGCUGGAAAGAAUGACCUAUGUUUCUAUAUACAGCUGUGUUGCUUUGAUGUUGUGCUGUCGUACACAGAGGUGUGUACACUAAGGUUCUGCCUAUGGUCCAGAUGAGAAGCCUGGUAGCCUUGCAAGUUAAGUACUGCUUCCAUUCAUUUGUUUACGCUGAAAUUUUUCUCCCCCUGGAAUGUAAGUAAAACUUAGUGUUUGUCACCAAUAAAUGGUAAUACUAAAUUUUUUUGUUAAUUUAUUCUCAGAUGCCCCCACUGCUAGGUUGAUCCCCUCCCAACUUGCCCUCUACCCUUUUUUAAGAAAAAAAUUUGUAAUGCUUGUGAUUCUGUCUGGGCAAAACCUGAAGAUCUGAAAUAACUUUAUAUCAAACCAUUGAUCAAUAAACAGCUACUAAUGAA
Molecule: messenger RNA, 3443 nt
Organism: Carlito syrichta (Philippine tarsier)
Lineage: Eukaryota; Metazoa; Chordata; Mammalia; Primates; Tarsiidae
Gene: STAU1
Product: staufen double-stranded RNA binding protein 1
Exons: 13
Coding region: 154-1905 (583 amino acids)
Source: RefSeq, a predicted model, not a curated record